CCCCAUAAAAAUACUUUUUGGAAGAUCGACACUGCUCUUUGAAAUUCCCUCCAAAACUCCAUGACCUUUCAGAUUUCGCCUUUGAACAGCGAUUUGAGAGAGAGAGAGAGAUGAACAGCAGGUUGCCUUCCUGUGUCCGACUACGAUUGCUAGAGUUCCUUAUCCAAUCUGCUCGUCAACUUCAGGUUCGUCCAAUCGUCAAGUACUCUGCAUUAUCACUCUUCUCCGAUCGGUUCUGCCCUGCUCUAUCAAGAUUCAGACAGAGCAAUGACAUGGAAAGCUGGCUUUUACAUCCCCUGAGAGAGAGCAACCUGCAAUUAUUUUCCCUUGUUUCUAUAUGGAUCUCAAGCAAAAUACAUGAUUCCCAGCCCCUAUCUGUCAAAAGUUUGAAGCUUUUGGGGGACAAGAUGAUUAAGGAGCAGCAUUUUACAACUCGUGAUUUCUUGGAAGCAGAGGUGCUCUUAAUGCAGGUAUUGGGUUUUGAGAUCGGCACAGCUAAUAUUGCUUUUAAAUUCCUGGAGGAGCUCUUCGUUGAGUUUGAGGGAGUUGCAAGAGUUGGGCAACUUGUGAACGUUGAAGCGUCCAUGGAUAUCAUGGAUCUUCUCUACGAAAAGGAGGAAACAUCGCUUCUUUAUUAUUCUCCCAGGAAUCUUGCUGCGUCAAUACUGGUUGCUACGUAUGUUGUCACUGUUCCUAAACAGAAAUGGGAAUUCCCUGUUCUUCCUUGGGUCAAGUUUGUAACCUCCUGCAAAGAAGAGGAUGUUCUAAACAUUGUCAGGGACAUUCUCAAGCACAUAUUUGAGCCCUCUUCUUCUGUGGAAGAACUGCAGGGCUCGUUUGGUACGUACCCACUUCAUUAAAGAGUACUACACUACUACAGCCUUUGAUGCUUUAGCAAUACACCAUGCAAAGCUUUUAAAUGCAUGUGUAUGUGUAUUGUGAUGCAAGUAAAGCUUUUGGUUGAUUCAUCACUUGUAUAACACAUCUGUAAGUCUCACUACACUUUGGAAGUAUCCUUGAAUGAUAUGUAGGCUCCACCACAUGUCCGUAUGAUUCAGUUAAGAGGUGAAGUAAAUUCUACUCA
Rhododendron vialii is the source of this 1084-nucleotide messenger RNA. RefSeq names its product cyclin-J18. Bases 111 to 860 code for a protein of 249 amino acids. The record is from RefSeq and is a predicted model, not a curated record. The transcript is spliced from 9 exons. Lineage: Eukaryota; Viridiplantae; Streptophyta; Magnoliopsida; Ericales; Ericaceae.